AUGGCGGCCGGAGACAAGGUAUCCAUCAACGCGCCGUCGCUUGGCGCAAAUAUCGUGGGAUCAUUGGAUCAAGAGAACAAUGUUGCCCUGUUUCGGGGCAUUCCAUUCGCAUCUGUGAACAAACGUUGGACUCACAGCGAGACAUUGCACUCCCUUGACAACGACUUUGAUGCGACGAAACUUGGACACAGAUGCAGCCAAUUAAGCGGAAUGGUGUUGGUCUCGGGAGGAACCAAUGAUCCUUUGCCUGGCGACGAUGAAUUCAAGUGUCUGAAUCUAAAUGUCGCCGUACCUAAAGAGGCUCUAUAUGCCCCAGAUUCUAAGCCACUGCCAGUUAUGGUCUGGAUCCACGGAGGUGGCUUUGCUUUCGGUGCGAAUUCAGUCGCUCGGUAUCGUCCACAGGCCCUCCUCGUACACGCACGCAAGUGUGGAACACCGAUCAUCCUUGUUUCAAUAAACUAUCGACUCGGCGCUUUGGGCUUCUCGGCUUCCAAAGACUUGGCCGAAGAAGUCAAUGGCGGUUCUCGAACUCAUCCUAUGGGCAACUACGGAUUUGUCGAUCAACGCAACGCACUUGAAUGGGUGAACGAGCACAUUCAAGACUUUGGAGGAGAUCCGUCCAACAUCACUGUCUUUGGUGUUAGUGCUGGGAGUGUCAGCAUUCACUUGCAUCUCCUUGCUGAGCAUGCUCUAUUCGAUCGCGCUAUCAUGAUGUCGGGUUCAGCACCGGUCUUGAGCCCCAAGGAGCCAGAGACCUAUCAAAGAGACUGGGAUCGUCUGUGUGAUAAGACGGGAAUUAAAGCAUCAACGGCUGCUGAAAGGCUAGAACAACUUCGGUCAUUGGAUGUGGAUGUCAUCCUGAAACAGGCAACCCCUGCUGCUAUGGGUCCCGUCGCGGACGGCAAGUUGCUCAAGUCGGGCUGGACCUAUGAAGAGAAUGUUUCCAACAAGCGAUGCAAAGAGUUCAUCUUGGGAGAUACCAAUGUUGAAGCUAUCAUCUUCGAUGGUUUGCUCAAGCGUCUUUCUCAAGCUCGCUUCCACGAAUUGGUUGACGAGGCUUUCUCAGUCGAAGAUGCCGAACAACUAUACCUCAAAUUUGGUUUCACUCGUGAGCCACAAUCCGAGGAGGAUUUCCGUAAAGCCUUCAGGCUUCUGGUUGGAAAUACUUUGUUCAACUAUUCACACGUUGGUAUUGCCAAAGCAUCUAAGAACUCUGAUGCCUGGAAGGACAAGGUCUACCUCUACCACUUUGAGCAGCCUUCUCCAUUCCCGGGUCCAACUCACGGCCUCUCUUAUCACGGUCUUUGCGCAAUGCUCAUGCAUUUGAACGAGCUUCCCAAUUGUCCACCACCGACACAGGAAGUUUCGUUAGAGGCUGCUCGUAUUUGGACCGCCUUUGCCCACGGACAACAGCCAUGGGAGCCAUACUCUCAGAACGGAAAGUUCAUGCGCUUUGGUCCAGAUGGAAAGUCGGACGUAUAUGAUUUCGAAAGCGAUACUACGAGAGACUAUAAGUUCCAGACGUGGCUUGGCGAGCAUAUAGGCGAGGUUGGGUCUUUUGUCGGAAGACUUGUCAUGAAUCUCGAGAACAAUGAGGCAUAG
Messenger RNA from Penicillium subrubescens, 1602 nucleotides. RefSeq lists its product as uncharacterized. The record is from RefSeq and is a predicted model, not a curated record. The transcript is spliced from 2 exons. The coding region runs from base 1 to 1602 and encodes 533 amino acids. Lineage: Eukaryota; Fungi; Ascomycota; Eurotiomycetes; Eurotiales; Aspergillaceae.